CUGCUUUGUCUGUUUCUCUGUUAGUCUAGCUAGCUCUCUAUUCAGAUACACGGUGUCUCUCAGUCUCAUCUCCCCAACAAGAAAUUGGUACGGAAAACCCUAAAUUGAUCGAGCUGGAGCUCUCCUAGUAGCUACUGCGGCUCUGUAUCAGCAAAAGGUACUUGGCUAUGAUUCCAAAUGCAUGUACCAGACCCAGUGGGUUUAUCUCUGUAAAUUCGAGAGUAUGUAAGCCAUCGAUAUGCAGUAGCCCUGUGUUGUCAUGCAUUCCUCGUUUUCAAAGUAAGAGUGCUUUUCAAUGUAUCAUUUCAUGGAGUUCCCCUCAGAAGGCUAUGCCGCUUCUGCACCCCUGUGCUGCGUCGAGCCCAUUUUUCAGUGGGGAUCAAGGCAGCCUUUUACGCACAAUCCCCACACUGCAAAGGCGAGGCAGAUCCAGUAUGGCCCCUCAAGCAUCUAAGGAUGUCCCAUACAGUUUUCGGUUCCCUCCCAUGAUGAAGAAGCCAAAGUGGUGGUGGAGGACAUUGGCAUGUCUCCCCUACUUAAUGCCUCUACACGAGACAUGGAUGUAUGCAGAGACAGCCUAUCACCUGCACCCUUUCCUGGAAGACUUUGAGUUCUUCACAUACCCAUUUCUUGGCGCCAUUGGGAGUUUGCCCAGCUGGUUCUUGAUGGCAUACUUUUUCGUUGCAUAUCUUGGAAUUGUGAGGAGAAAGGAGUGGCCUCACUUCUUCAGAUUUCAUGUGGUGAUGGGCAUGCUACUGGAGAUUGCCUUGCAGGUGAUAGGGACUGUGAGCCGUUGGAUGCCACUUGCUAUUUACUGGGGUAAAUUCGGGAUGCACUUCUGGACAGCCGUUGCAUUUGCUUACCUAUUUACAGUGUUGGAGUGCAUACGCUGUGCUCUUGCUGGUAUGUACGCUGAUAUCCCCUUUGUUUGUGAUGCUGCAUAUAUUCAAAUUCCCUAUGACUAAUAGGUCAAAGGAAAGCGUAGGAGUAAAAUCAGCUGUCUUUCCAUCUGUUUGCAUUUUGUUGUAAGAGAGGAACUUGUUAGCAGAAGUGGUUUUUGUUCUGAAACAGCCUAUGUGUAGAGGUUUUAAUUGGAUCGGUUACAUUUGUGUUGUAGCAGAAUUCUCACCGAGGUGUUGUUUGCUUAUUUCAUUGUUUUUGAUCAGAAA
Molecule: messenger RNA, 1169 nt
Organism: Rosa rugosa (rugosa rose)
Lineage: Eukaryota; Viridiplantae; Streptophyta; Magnoliopsida; Rosales; Rosaceae
Product: protein TIC 20-I, chloroplastic
Exons: 3
Coding region: 168-965 (265 amino acids)
Source: RefSeq, a predicted model, not a curated record